CAAGCGGAUCGUGGUUCUGUAUAGUGAUUUUUACUUGAAAUUUGUGUGAAAUAAAAAAUAAUAAUCAGUGAAAAAUAGUGGAACAUCGAUGGCUUCGGCAAUCAUUCACACCAUCCGGCGGCAGUUGUUUUUUGGUGGAAAAAUAUCGCGAGAUCUGACUCGCUUGUCACAAAUUUCAAAUCAACCACGCGACCAAUUCCUACAAAGCUACCGAUUUCAUCAUCAGUCCGUGCCACUUCUGAACAAAGCCACCAUCCGCGACCGAGAAGACGUAUCACUGCUGGAUGCCAAACAGGACCCGGACGUAUUUGGUACGCUUUCCCCUAAGGUAGCGGCACCGGAAGUUCCCGACGAGGGUGAUCUACAGGAAGAAAAUUUCCUCCAGAAUUUACCGGCACGGUCACAGAAACUCAGCACCAAAGAGUAUGCCGAUUUGAUCAAAGGACAUCUCAAGAAUCAUCGCAUCAAGGAAGCGAUCGAUGUGCUGGAGGUGAGGAUGAAGGAGGAUCGUGUGAAACCGGUCAACUAUCUGUUCAACUUGCUGAUCGGUGGUUGUGCCAGGGUUGGCUACAGCAAGAAGGCGUUCCAGUUGUACAACAAAAUGAAACAGCAUGGACUAAAAAUUACCGGCGGAACGUACACGUCGUUGUUCAACGCCUGUGCGAAUAGCCCUUUCUUGGGAGAUGGAUUGAGCAAAGCCAACCGACUACGUGAAAUUAUGAUCGAAAAAGGCUACGAACCGAACGAGUCCAACUUCAAUGCCAUGAUCAAAGCCUACGGACGUUGUGGUGAUCUGAAAACGGCUUUCCAACUGGUGGACGAGAUGAUGGCCAAGAAGUUGAACAUUCAGACUGACACCUUCAACUUCCUGCUGCAGGCUUGCAUUAGCGAUAAGGAAUUUGGAUUCCGACACGCGUUGCUGGUAUGGCAUAAAAUGUAUCGUUUAAAAGCCCUGCCUGAUAUUUACUCGUUCAAUUUGCUACUGAGAUGCGUUCGGGACUGUGGGCUUGGAGACUUGGAGGCGACGGAGCAAGUCAUCGAACAGAUUCUGUACCAAAGUCAGUUGAAACCUCCGCAAUUGGAGGGAUCUUCCCUGCUGGAAAAUGGGGCCGACGAGUCUUCCAAUGACCUUCAAUUGGCCAGUAUUAACCAGGAGAUUCAACAGGAAGGAGUCCCCAACCUACUAUCCCGUCAGCCUCACCUCGGUAGUCUCAUAAGUUUAGGCGAAAUCAAGAAACCAGAGGAUCGUCUUCUACUGCUUGGCGGAGCAACGAGUUUUCUCUGCGAAAUGGAACAACUGAAAAUUCAACCGGACAUUAAAACGAUGACUGCGCUGCUGGACACUGUUCCACCGACGACUUCUGCCGAGAAGCAAAUUCUGUCCACCAUUCGAAAGUUAGGCAUCCGUUGUGAUAUCGACUUCUUCAAUAUCCUCAUCAAGAAACGUUCGAUGCGAUUCGAUUACGACGCCGCCCGGGAGGUACUGACAAUGAUCAGAACUGCACGACUAGAACCGGACAUUGUAACGUACGGAGUACUGGCUCUGGGCUGCCGAACGCAGGAUGAAGCACGUGCCUUGCUCAAAGAAAUGAGAGAUGCUGAGAUUAGGAUCAAUAUCCAAAUCCUGGGAGCCAUGCUGCGCCAGGGAACAGCAACGCAAAACUUCCGCUACGUGGCGGAUGUACUGGAGAUUGUCAAACAGGAACGGUUCAAACCGAACGAAAUGUUUCUCAAGCACCUGGACAAUUUCAACAAAAAGUGCGAAAAGAUGAACAAAGUGUACGACCGAAAUUCGCGGAAGGCCGGUCGGGAUGAGUUUAAAUUGGAAUACAACCGUUACAAGCUGAAGCUGGAAUACUGGAUGGACCAUAUGGGACUGAAGGGGCUCAGUUUGGACGACGCCGUCGGAGUUGUACGGCAGCACCCUUGGGAACAGUUUAAAGAGUCACAAGCUGAAGGCUACGAGGCAACCAAGAAUCCCAAGCUGAGACACCAGAAGAAGAAACAGCAUUCCAUACGGAAGAUUAAUGUGGAAGAGCUGAAAGAUGACGAUGUUAAUGACGACAACGACGGCAGUCGAAGCGCAGAAAUUAGACGAAUAGAGUGAGGGGUUGUGAAUGUGUGAAUAGUACAACAUAGUUUAAAAGUAUGUUUUUUUUUUUGGAAGAAAAUAGAAGCACUCUUCUGUACAAAUAUACGUUUAGUGUUUG
Ochlerotatus camptorhynchus is the source of this 2210-nucleotide messenger RNA. RefSeq names its product pentatricopeptide repeat-containing protein 1, mitochondrial. Gene Ontology annotation, cellular component: mitochondrial matrix. The record is from RefSeq and is a predicted model, not a curated record. The transcript is spliced from 2 exons. Gene Ontology annotation, biological process: tRNA 3'-end processing. Lineage: Eukaryota; Metazoa; Arthropoda; Insecta; Diptera; Culicidae. Gene Ontology annotation, molecular function: protein binding; tRNA binding. The coding region runs from base 89 to 2107 and encodes 672 amino acids.